UAUCGUAAAGCUUCUGACGUCAUACAUAAAACUGCACGCAACCCGGUGAUAGCUUAUUUAACCGGAUGUAGAAAAGUUCCGUUUAAUAUUGGUUGGCAAGAGCGAAUACGUGCUGAGCUGCGAACGACUAAUACACAGCUUAGCUGGUAGGAUUUGGCAAUUCGACGGUGAAAGACAUCGAGAACGGAAAGAGCGGAAAGACCUGUUGGUUACGUGUGUAAUCAUUCAAGACAAGGAUAAGACUGCUUCAACGACACUAAUGGAAAUAUGAGAAGUUUGGAUGAAGAGUUUGUGACAAGACUCAAAGGUCAUUCAAGCGGUGGUUCAAAACGAAAGCAUCACACGAGGCUUAAAGAACACACGCUAAACUCAAAACAGGAUUACAAAUUGUGUAAUUCUUCACUAGUUAUGAAAUCAUUGGAAUGGAGGACUGUUUUAUUUAUUGUUUUGUGUAUUAUAAACUCUUCACAAGCACUCUACGAGAAGGAGACAUUCCCAUCAAUUAAAAGUAGGACAUUUUUUCAAUCUGGGAACAUAACUAUCGCUGGUCUCUUCCCAGUCCACGUUGGCUCAGAUUUUCGCUCAAAGUAUAUGGCCUUAGCUGAAGCCAUGGUUUUUGCCGUUAAUGAAGUGAAUAAAGACCCGAACAUUCUACCCAAUGUUUCACUGGGCUUUGAAAUUUAUGACUCCUUCUUAAAUCCUCGAUUGGGAAUGGAAACUGCGCUAGAGUUUGUCAACCGCGUGAAAUUCACGUCGAUGUACAACGAUAAGGACAAAUCUUAUUCGUGUAUGCAACAUUUGCGUAAAUAUAAGCCAAUACCGGCUGUUGUUGGGCUUGGAAACUCGGCUACCUCAAUCUUAUGCUCCAACCUGCUUCAAAUCGAGAACAUUCCACUUAUUAGCUAUGCUGCCACGAGUGAUGAACUUAGCAAAGUCAAAGCAUAUCCGACCUUCCUGAGAACGGUUCCACCUGACAGGUUCCAGUCUCAAGCAAUGGUGGACUUGGCGGAGUAUUUUAAUUGGAGUUACAUCGCAGCUAUAGCGGAGGAUAACGCAUAUGGUAGAUCCGGCAUCGAGUAUUUCCGUAAACAAUUAGACAAUCGAGGGAUUUGCCUGUCAAUAGAGGACUAUUUCCCAGUAGGGAAAAACGAAACAAUUGCAAAGAUUCAAAAGAUUGUAAAGACUUUGAAAGAGCUGCCUAAGGUAGAGGUGGUUGUUUUGUAUUGUACUAAGAAGAGAGCUGCGGCGGUAAUAGAAGAAGCAGUGAAACAAGGUCUGUCCAAGAAAACAUGGAUUGCAAGCGAGGCCUGGGGUGACACUUCCGACAUCUUGACUGACAGGUUUAUACCGGUUGUAAAGGGGUUGAUAGGGAUUGUACUACCUGACAUUACUGUCGGCAAAUACUUAAAAUACUUGACAGAAUUACCACCAAGUUAUCGUCCAACGGAUUGGUGGCAAUUGUUUUGGGAGGACGAAUUCAAGUGCCGUUUUGCCUCAAACGGACGUGAGAACUUAUGCGCCAGCGAUCUCAAGAUAACAAAGGAAAUCUACAGCCGCCGAUUGCACAGCAGUCUCUCUACUUACGUCAUCGAGGCAGUGUUUGCUAUUGCGCAUGCACUAGACGCUAUGCAUAAGUGUCGUGAGCCCCAUGGCUUGUUACCGGGAGGUCGCUGCCCUUUGACAUCCCACAUUGAAGCGUCGCAUUUACUGCUGUAUAUUAAAGCUGUUAACAUUACUCAUCCCUAUGUUCCGGAAAAACAGAUCUGUUUUGACGCAAAUGGCGACUCGGAGGGAACAUACAAUAUUGUUAACCUGCAAAAAAGUAAUGUGGACUGGGACUUCAGGAAAGUUGGAUCGUGGGUGGCUAGCCGUCAACGCCCACUGGAGAUUAACCCAUCUCUUAUCCAAUGGAGUGGAGAUAGCAAAGGGGAUAUCCCUCGAUCUGUUUGUAACGAUGCUUGUAAGCCAGGCUAUUGGCAAACCAGAAAACUAGGUUGUUGUUGGGAAUGUAUAAAGUGUUCGGAGAGUUCCAUUUCCACGAAGACUGGGUCCACUAAUUGCACCGAAUGUGCAGAGGACACCAUCCCAAACAGCGCGCACACGGAAUGCGUCAAGGUCCCUACUUUUCACAUCAGUUGGGCACACCCUAUAGGCAUCACAUUCCUGUCAAUCAGUGUCAUUGGUAUCUUGGUAACCAUUGUCAUCACUGUCAUCUUCGUCCGGUAUAACAACACACCCGUCGUAAAGGCUUCAAACCGUGAGCUGUGUUAUAUCCUGCUGUUCUGUAUCGCCAUGUGCUAUGUUGCCCCCGCAGUGUACCUAGCGGAGCCCUCCGCGCUCGUCUGCAUUCUCUGCCAGAUGUGGUUCUACCUGUUCUACACCACGUGCAUCGCCAUCCUCGUCGCCAAGACCAACCGCAUCGUCACCCUCUUCUGCGAACGCCUCCCUCGCUCCCAGCUCACCAAAGGCAUCACGGGCAGGUACCGUCACAUAUUCAUCGUCGUCAUAGCAACCCUUUGUGAGGUUAUUGUUGUUAUACUCUGGGUGGUCCUAGACCCCCCUAGACCACACCUUGAUAAGUCCACAAGGACAGAGUAUAUCAGCACGUGCAGGCCUAAUUCGCAGCUCGCGGGCCGAGUGUGCCAGUACCUGCUGAUGAGCUUACUGAUCGGUAUGUCACUCACGUGUUGUUACUUCGCGUACAAGGCCAGACAUCUUCCGGAUAAUUUUAAUGAAGGCAAAUUCAUCGCGUUCUCCAUGUACGUGUUGGUGAUCUCGUGGGUGACUUUUUAUCCCGUGGUUUUGAAUAUCCAGGAUCAAUACACUACUGUUGUACUGAGCGCAACUACAGUAAUAGCAGCGUCGGGCCUUCUCGUGUGCAUGUUUAUACCUAAAGUGUAUAUCAUUUUAUGGACACCGGAGAAGAACACUAGGCAACAUAUGCAGAGUCAGCUUACCCGGCAUGCUUUUCGACCAGACAACACUAUGUCGGCAUCACCGUUACCGCUGGGAAGACUGCAAGCGGGCUCACUGAUGGCGUAUUCAAGUGGGAGUCCUAGAGGGAGUGUGGUGACUAGACUGUGAUAAUAGCCGCUGAUAUACAUCCCGUGCCGUAUAUAACAAAUGCGUUACAUGGCUCAUAAAUUAAGUCAUGUUCAGUAUAAGUUAAGCAACGCGAUAGGAACAUAGUUUGUUAGGCCAAAUUCUGAUAAUAAACCACAAAAAUCCAUAUAAUUUGGCUGAGAUGCAGACACGUUUCGGCUAGCGGAUCGGGGAGUGUUCGCGCGCUACGAAGGACUAGCUCAGAUUACGUAACUUGACCGGGUUUUCUAAACAAACACGGAGAGCGCGUUGCAAACAAGGCACAUUUUAGCCAAAUUAGAGAAAUUUUAUAAGAACUGAGGCUAACAAACUCUGUUUCCAAAAGCGGAUCUCUGGGGAGGGUUUAGGGUAUUAAACACCUCCCCCCUUUCAGCUGCCAGAAAGCCAUAUGUAACAACAAAAAAUUACACCCUCCACCUUUGUCCCUUAGCCAGACCCCCCUUUAGCCAAAAGCUAGAUCCGCCCCUGGUUCCUACUUGGUUAAGUCGGGGGUGGUACCAGUAAAAUAUAAAACGAUAUUUUAACAAGGGGAUUUACUGAUUCUAGUUCCCAUACAUGUAUUUAGGAACGCCCAGAGCUACAAACCGUGCCAUACAUAUACUUAGAGUAUAUGUACGGUGAUAGGCAUAAUAUUGUGUGUAGCAAGCUUAACAUAAACAUUAUUCAAGUAUGUAUGCUUUCUACGGUAAAUAAAACACUUACUCUACACAAAUAA
This is a messenger RNA of Nematostella vectensis (starlet sea anemone), 3817 nucleotides long. Its product is annotated as extracellular calcium-sensing receptor. Gene Ontology annotation, cellular component: membrane. Gene Ontology annotation, molecular function: adenylate cyclase inhibiting G protein-coupled glutamate receptor activity. The transcript has 2 exons. The record is from RefSeq and is a predicted model, not a curated record. Gene Ontology annotation, biological process: G protein-coupled glutamate receptor signaling pathway; regulation of synaptic transmission, glutamatergic. Lineage: Eukaryota; Metazoa; Cnidaria; Anthozoa; Actiniaria; Edwardsiidae. Bases 268 to 3084 code for a protein of 938 amino acids.